Messenger RNA from Malaya genurostris, 1253 nucleotides. Its product is annotated as chromobox protein homolog 3-like. Bases 264 to 896 code for a protein of 210 amino acids. Gene Ontology annotation, cellular component: nucleus; pericentric heterochromatin. Gene Ontology annotation, biological process: chromatin organization; negative regulation of transcription by RNA polymerase II. Lineage: Eukaryota; Metazoa; Arthropoda; Insecta; Diptera; Culicidae. The transcript has 3 exons. The record is from RefSeq and is a predicted model, not a curated record. Gene Ontology annotation, molecular function: chromatin binding.
UAUUCGCGGCGUUUCGUUCUUCACCAAACCCGAAGAGGAAGCCAUCGCGCAUUUUUCUGUUUGUUGAACGAGGUUUUCCGGUCAGAAUAGCUGAUUUCUGUGAAUAUACCUGGAUUUAGUGAGUUUUUAUUGCGAUUUACUGUUUAUAGUGAUAGUGCAGGUCAAAAGAAAGGUGGAUUUCACUUGGGGGAAAACGAUCGAUUCGCUUGCAUUUUGCGUUUGCUCGGAUUUGUGUUUUUGCUGCGCUUGACGCUUUAGAGAUAAUGGGUAAAUCAAAGGAUAAUAAAACUGAUAGUGAAUCUAGCGAAGAGGAGGAGUAUGUCGUAGAGAAAAUUGUUGAUCGAAGAGAACGGAAAGGAAAGAUCGAAUAUUUUUUGAAGUGGAAAGGAUACGAUUCAUCAGCCAACACAUGGGAACCGAAGGAAAAUCUGGAAUGCCCCGAAUUGAUCAAAGCAUUUGAGGAUGCUAGAACAGAAGCUAAGAAGGAAACACCAAAGGAGAAAGAGAAGACAAAGGAAAAAAAGAAACCAAGCAAGCCCAGCAGUGGCAGUGGUACUUCUAAGAAGAAGAUGGAUUCGGAUGGAGAAAAUGAAGGAUCAGAAGAUGAUGACAAAGAUGAUACUGCUUCGACUAAGUCAACAAAAUCUAAGACCGUGGCAGCCGAUGAUGCAUCUGCAAGCGAUGAUGGUAUGAAUGGUUUCGAGAAAGGAUACAUUCCAGAGAAAAUUCUCGGCGCUACUGAAGCAAACAGCGAAUUGCUCUUCCUUAUCCAGUGGAAGGACAAAGAUAAGGCCCAAUUGGUUUCCUCCAAGGAAGCACGCAAACACUGUCCCCAGCUGGUUAUAGACUUCUACGAAGAGCGCUUGAUUUGGCAGUCAGCCGAUUCUGCAGAAUAAGCGUCUCCAUUCGUUUUACCCCUCCUUCUUUUACUCGCAGAAAUCCUGGUGGGAUAGGACGUUUUCUUUGCAAGAAAUAUGUUUAGAAUGUUUGUUUAAGUAUGCCAACAAUUUAAUGAUAACUCGGAACCUGUAUGUUUAGUGGUAAGAUUUUGUUUACCUUUGCCACGUUUCGAACUCUUGAAUUUUACUAGUGGUUUCGAAAACCGAACUCGAUGGAAAGUUAAACCCAUUUAGCGCAGCAUCAUGUAUUUUAGUGGUAGGAGAGAACCUAAUUAAUUUCUCAUGACUUCAGACGACAAAAAACGAAGCAAAACAAAUUAUGCACAUUUUGGCAAAAUAUAGGUUUAGAAGAUA